AUAUUUCUCCUAUAAUAGUGUACAUUUGACCGUUUUUAUAAUACGUUGAAUUUAAUAAAUUACUUGCUUAUGAUAUUUCUGAGAUUAAUCAGAUACAGAUAUAGCAGCUACAAAUUGAUAUACAGUAGUAUCGCUAUACAACGGACGUAGUUUUUGUGUGUGUUUGAACAGAAAAAUGAACGAAAUGCUGAACGCAUUGCUGAACGCAGCUAAAAACGGUCUCAACGAUACAAUAAAAUCACAUCUGGAAAGCGGCAUUAGAGUAGAUCAUGUUAACGUAGAUGGUUUGGACGCGUUGAUGCUAGCAUCACAAAAUGGACAUCAUAAAACUGUAGAAUUAUUACUUGAAAGCGGAAGUGAUUGUAAUCGGGUUGAAAAAGAUGGCUGGGAUGCAUUAAUGCUUGCAUCACAAUAUGGAUAUAAUAAAACAGUAAAAUUAUUGCUGGGUAAAGGAAGUAGCUGUAAAAGAGUAGAAAAAGAUGGCUGGGAUGCAUUAAUGAUUGCAUCUCACAAAGGACAUUGUGAAACCGCAAAAUUACUACUAAAACACGGAAGUGAUAUUGAUCGUGUUGAAAAAAGUGGGCUCAAUGCAUUGAUGCUUGCGUCUCAAUACGGACACGUCAGAACAGUAAAGAUGCUUUUAAAACAUUUAUUCAAACUCAAAACACAGACGACUAACGGUGACCAUAAUAGUGCAUUCGAAACUAAUAAUGAAACAUAUAUUAAAAAAACGUUUAGUAUUUAUUUAGUAAAUAUUAUUUUUCUGGCGUUUGAAGAGGGACAUGUAGGAAUAUUAGAGACAGUUUCAGCAUUUGUUCAUUUUCAUACGGAUAUGUCAAGCUUGGUAGGCCUGAUAACGUUUCUUUGCAAUUUGUGUAAAAGUUAUCUUUACCACACUAAAAUCGAUAUUGAUUUUGAAAUAGAAAACGACCCGAUAUUAAAUGCAAGAGAAAAGAAACUCUGUCAUGAUUUUAAAAGGUCCAUCAACAGUUAUUUGAAGAUUGCAGGAAAUAAUCAGGAGCAUCAGAAUCAAGUCUGUAAAGAUUUUAAUAGCGAUGUGUUGGAUAUAAAGAUAGAAUUUUCUAGAACAGGAGCGUUUGAACCAAUACAUUUUUUCAUUAUUCAGAAAAGCUUGAGUAGUAUUUGCAAUAUAUUAAAUGCAGACAUGACGAAACAGUUUUUUAAUUUACUGUUGCAAAAUGAUUAUGCAGAAUUGACUAUUAAGUACAUACAAGUAGAGCUGGAAAUUUCAACACCAUGCUUUUCAUUAUUUCUAAUUCGCGAUGUGCUUUUGCUGUUGUGGGAAGGAAGUCACUUCAGUUCUAAAUUCGCUCUGACAUUGGCUAAGCUGGGGGUAGUGCAGAUUUUUACCAAGUUUCUGAUGCAGCUAAAAGAUCGACAGGUAGUGUCAAAUAUGACAGCUCUCGAUCAGGAAAUCGCCAUUCCUUCACAGAUUUUGCUUUUACAAAUUGCAGGAAUUUCAAAUAGAGAAACAGAGAUUUAUGAUAUUAUAAAACGAAUUAUAAUAGAUAUCAUAGUGGAAAGUGUUAAAGGGAAUAAGGUGAAGCUGUUUGGAUUUCAACUAUCUGAACUUAUUCAAUGUCUUGUGGAAUAUUUAGCGGAUGACGAUGAUGAUACAAUUAAGGAGAUCAUUCCUCUUCUUCCUAAGCUAAAAGAAAUACUAUCAUCAAGCAAACACAAAGAACAAUUUUUUACUGCGGAAUGUUUGAAAAAGCUAAGUAAACACAUUGAAGCAAGGCAUGAAAUUAAAAAUGACGAAAUCUUUUAUACUAAAUUAGUAAAAUUUUUAAAAACCAAUGAUAAGAAUAUUGCUGAUGUUGCAAGGUCAAUUUUGUGGAGAAUUUACCAAACAACAGGAUAUUUUCCGUCUAUAUUAGAAAAAUGUUAUUCUGACGAGUUUCCCAAGUCGUACGAGAUUAGCGAUGAUUUCCUAGCACGAGGUGGUUUCUGCAGCGUCCAUCUUGUCAUCGAUACAGAAAAUCCAUGCGAUGAAAAGUUUGUUGCAAAGAAAACACUGGAUUUUCCAUUCAUUAAAAAAAAGUUGUUGGAAAGCUUUCAGACUGAAGCGUCCAUAUUGAUAAAGCUUACUCAUGAAAGAAUAGUUCAAUUCCAUGGGUAUUCGAAGAAUGAAAAUGAAAUGCUUUUAUUUCUAGAGUACAUGAAGAAGGGAACCUUGUCUACGUUUAUUAAAAAACGGCAAAGACUUGAUGAAGCUCACACUAGGCAAAUAGCUAAACAAAUUCUUGAAGGUGUCGAAUAUCUGCAUGAACAAAAUAUUCUACAUUUGGAUAUCAAAGGUAAUAAUAUAUUGAUGGUGGACGACUCACGUAUUAAAUUAACAGACUUUGGUCUCUCAUCUAUUCUCAAUGAAGAUGAAGGUAUUAAGGCAGAAAGGGGCACAACUCGAUAUAUGGCUCCAGAAAUGAUUAACUGCCCUGAGGGUAGAAUUUUUAAGAACUUAUCGAGUUUAGACAUUUGGAGUGUGGGCUGUACUGUUGUAGAGAUGAUCACUGGAUCUCCACCAAACUCAGUAACAACGUCAGCUAGAGUGCUAUUUAAACGUGCAACCAUGCAGAAACCAAAGUAUGAACUACCCGAAUCAGCGUCACAAGGCUUGAAAGAGUUUUUAGCAAAGACUUUUGAAACUGAGGCAGAAAAAAGACCAUCAGCAAGAAGUUUAUUGAGGGAGGACCCAUUUAUAACAGAUGUAAGUGACGUUGAAAGAAUGUAACAGUAAUACCUUUGAAUUUGUAUCUGAUAUGGCUUGAUAUUAAACGGUUCAGAUAGUGAUAUAAUCUAAAAAAUUGUUCAAUGUUAUAUUAAAAUAAAUUGCAUUUAUUUAAAAGAAAUGAGUUUCCAUUUAGAAAGUAAGGAAAACUAAAUAAAUUACAGUGAUGUGUUCUGUUUUUUUUUUAAAUUUACAUGAAUGUAAACUUUUGUUUAUGUAUUUUAAUUCUUUUUUGCACAUUGGUGAAUCGGCAUUUUAAUUUUUCUUUUGGCUCGUGUAGAAAAUAAGGCCAAGAAAUGAUUUGCCAUAAUCCUCCAUAUAUUGAUUUAUUUCUUUACAAAUAAAUUACAAUAAUGUGUGCUGUUUUUUUAAAUUUACCACAAUGUAUAGUAUUAUUUAUAUGUAUUUUAAUUAAUUUUGCAAAUUGCGUGAAUCACCUUAUUUAUUUUUUCUUUCGCUCCGUGAAGUCAAUAAGACAACAACAAUGUUUUGCAAUAAUAGGGGAUAUUUUUAUUUAUUUAUUUACAAAUACAUUACAGUGCUGUGUUCUGUUUUGUAAUUUACCAGAAUAUAUUCUCUUAUUGAAUGUAUUUUCAUUUUCUUUCAAAUUGGGUGAAUAUGAUUUAUUUCUUUACAAAUAAACUACAUUGCUGGGUUCAUUUCGUUUUUAAUUUAC
Molecule: messenger RNA, 3425 nt
Organism: Physella acuta
Lineage: Eukaryota; Metazoa; Mollusca; Gastropoda; Physidae
Biological process (GO): protein phosphorylation
Molecular function (GO): protein kinase activity; ATP binding; protein binding
Source: RefSeq, a predicted model, not a curated record